CGGAGGGAGGGAGAGCAGCGAGCGAGCAGCGAGGGUGGCUACGCGCAUCUCGCGCAUGCUGUUUCGCCGAGGGUGACCAAGAGAAACAGGGAUGAAUCAUGGGACUUGACUGGCGUGAGAGGGAGAGAGAGACGGUCGGCCGUAUGUGGGCGUCUAGUCGUGGUGAACCGUGCGAGGUGAAUAACGCGCUCUGCGAUCCCGGCUCCGCGUUCUUCAGCUGUCGAUUCCCGACUCGCAUUUAUCCCGACGCGAUAUCUUCCCUUCGGCGAGCGAGGAGAUUGCGAGUCGCUUCGAUCGUGCUGCCUUACCCGGCAGAGUGGGCAAAAAUUAGGAUCUAGGACCACCCGGGCGGCGGCGACCCUACGAGAUGACGGACGGACCAGAUGACAGCACGCAAGGAGAUGCGACGACAUGCGGCAACAUCCUGGUCAUAUUAUCGUGGAUCGUAGUGAUCGUUACGAUGCCGUUCUCCCUCUUCGUCUGCUUCAAGGUUGUGCAGGAGUACGAGAGGGCUGUCAUCUUUCGAUUGGGCCGUCUUCUGUCCGGCGGUGCCAAGGGUCCCGGAAUCUUCUUCAUCCUGCCGUGCGUGGACAAUUAUGCGCGUGUCGACCUGCGAACGCGAACUUACGACGUGCCACCGCAAGAGGUCCUGACGAAAGACAGCGUUACCGUGUCCGUUGAUGCGGUGGUUUACUACCGCGUGAACAACGCGACCAUCUCGAUCGCGAACGUGGAGAACGCUCAUCACAGCACAAGACUCUUGGCCCAGACCACCCUGAGGAACACCAUGGGAACGCGACCUCUCCAUGAGAUACUGAGCGAGCGCGAAACGAUCUCGGGAAAUAUGCAGGUUUCCUUGGACGAAGCCACUGACACUUGGGGAAUUAAGGUGGAACGAGUCGAGAUCAAGGACGUGCGACUGCCCGUUCAACUGCAAAGAGCCAUGGCAGCGGAAGCCGAAGCUGCGCGUGAAGCACGCGCUAAAGUAAUCGCCGCGGAGGGUGAACAGAAGGCCAGCAGAGCUCUGAGGGAGGCGUCGGAGGUGAUUGGCGACUCGCCGGCCGCCUUGCAACUUCGCUACUUGCAGACAUUGAACACGAUAUCGGCGGAGAAAAAUUCCACCAUCGUAUUCCCGCUGCCGAUCGAUAUGCUGACUUACUUCAUGAAGGCUUUGCCGAAAGAAUAAUCGCAGGAGGUGGAGGGACGUCGCGGGACUAUUGAAUAGAAAGACCAGAUGACGGUUCCCCCGGGAUCCUGUUCGCGGGGUCGCGGACGAGGAGUUUCUUUUCGGCGAAUUAUCCAUACUUGUACUUGACACGCUUGUGUAUACAUCUCGAUAAUAGAGAGUUGCCAAUAUUCGACCAAUCUCACGACGACAAUUUUCGAUUCUACAGGCUACACACGUAUAUUAUCGUAAUGAUCGUAAUGACGACUACACGAAGAGAAAUUGAACGACACGUAAGUGCGUUUUCGUGUAGAAUUGACUCGCGGGGUGUGGGGAUGCACUGACAUCAGCACAGACUGAAACGUAUUUUUGGAAAAUCUUACAAGGUUAUUUUACGCGUUUUACGUGCUGUAAAGCUGUAUAGCAUAUGUACAUAGAACGUAACUGUGAACGACGUUAUAAUGUUCGAAUGAAUUGAAUUAUAUACCUAGUUUUGCGCGCUGACGGAUAUACUUGUUAUACCGUCUUCGACGCGCGGCGAUACUUUCACUUGCGUCGUGUGUGUGUGUGUAUAUAUAUAUAUAUAUAUGUGUAUAUAUAUAUAUAUAUAUAUAUGCUUGAUUAAAAAAAAAGAAUCAAACGGCGACAAGGAACGUACGACGGAGUCGAUCGAUGAGGCAAGAUUGAAGAGCCGAGUACCAAGCCGCGCUUACAUUAGAUCUCGCACUGCCACUAACGCCAGAGACAAAGGGCGAUCGAUCUCGCGAUACGCGUUAACGCAAUUCACGCUCGUCGGUCACAUAAAGAAUUCGUCGUUCAAACAAUGACAACUUUUAAUCAACGUUAAGGGAACAGCUGUUUCUUCAGGUGUCAAUUUCACGACGAUGCACGGACGCAACAAGACUGUUGUCGAUAACGGAUAACGACUAAUGAAAAAAAAAAGAAAGAAAAAGAAAAAGAAAAGAACUUCCGGCAUCUCGCCUAGUCGCUACGGUACUAAAUUGUAUUUUACGUCUAAGAAAAUGAAAGCACUUGAGUCGCCUAUCAGUCCAGCGUAUUCCACAAACCUCUAAGGUCUAAUUAAUUUUACGUGUCACGCACCACACAUGUGUGAAAUGUUUGUACUAUAGCGGCCUGCGACAAUUGUUUGGUCCAACAUCGGCAACUCUUGCUAGCGAUAUUCAUCAAUUGUUCACUCGAUCAAUGGUAUUUGCGCUUUGACGUUUCUACAAUCUAUCUCGUAAGAAGGAAGAUCGUGUCAUGUACAUUUAUGUGUACAUGGACGAUCUUACGAGAAAAAUCUACAGUAUUAGUUCCUUCGUAAAGUACGAAAUUGAAAGUGAAUGAGCAACACCUAUUUGCUAAAGAUAAACGUACAAUAAACGUUAAAUCAUCGAAAGGUACGUGUGCGUCACGUAAACACGUUGAUACUUUCCAUGUUCGAAAUUUUUCAUUAUACGAGGGGGAACAAACAAGUUUUCAUAUUAUAUAUAUAUGUAUAUUAACGUUAGCUGUUUAAAAGGCAGAUACUAAUUAUACUGAAUGUAAAUGACAUGAGAACUCUAUCCGAGAUGUUUUAAAAGACUUAUAAAGGAAAAUUCAUUGUAACUGUGAUGGCUAUCGUUAGGCUAUCGUUAGAGAUCGGUCUUGCUAGUCAACGAUACCGUUGAACAAAGCGAGCCGGUCGUUUGCUCUUCCGCGUACGCGGGCUCGCUUCUCAACACAGCGAGAUAUUACGUAAGAUUCGCAUUUUCAAAUAGAGAACACUUCGAUCCGUAAUGCAUGUUAAAUAAUUUUAGAAAAAGAGAGAAGGAAAGAUUGCAAUAUCACGUGACCAUACGGUAUUAAGCGACUGUAAUUCGCGAUUUUAACGUUGUUUCCGUCUUCUGACGACUACACACAUAUACAUAAAAAUAGCGUCUCGUUACUGCAUACCUAUACGUAUAGUAUAUACACACAUGUGUAUGUGUGUGUGUGUGUAUAUAUAUAUAUAUGUAUAUGUAUUAUAUAUGUAUAUGUAUAUGAUUAUCACCAUUCUACGACCAUUUCCAAAUGUCACUGGGAGUUUCGGCAUCUCCCAAGAACGAGAUGGAGACAGCUACCUCUGCUUUUGUUAUAUGUACAAAUGCAUGUACACACGUCUGUUUAUACACGUCGUUAACUUAAGUUACGUUAAUUCACGACCUUUCGACCUUCGACCUUCUACGUGGAUCUGUGGACGUUUUGUGAAAGAACAAAAAGAAAAAAAAAAAGAAAGAGCACGCACACACACGGAUAUUGUUAUAUACGUGUGUUUUAAUCUUAAUAUUCUACCGUUACUAUUAUUCUGUACAGUUAAUUGACUAAACAAUUACGAUAGCACGAUAAUAAUCUACGACGUAAUUUAUCGUCCCUUUAUCGUUCUUGAUACUUUAUUGACUGUUAUACUUUGUGUGUGUGUGUGUGUGUGUGUGUGUGUGUGUGUGUGUGUGUGUGUGUGUGUGUGUGUGUGUGUGUGUGUGUGUGUGUGUGUGUAUAAUCAGUUCCGUUAUAAUUACACAAUAUUUGUUGAGAAUCCGAGAAAAAACAUAUUUUUUCUUCCGGUCUAGCUCGAUUUUGUAGUAAUCCCGCGACCACAUGCGAUUGCUCUUUGCUCUACACGCGAGUAUAUGCGUGAUGCAAUACAUCUAAUGGAACGUUUCUCUGUUUCUCCUUUCUUUUGUUUUCCAUAAAGAUACGCAUGUUGGUACCUUGCGAUUUGUACGCGACAGCACGUUUUCAUAAAACUAAACAAUCAGUCGUUUUUUAAAGCGAAAUCUUCGUAUGUCAACGUAGUAAAGAAUAAAAAUGUGUGUGUGUGAGUGUUAAAAAGUUUCGAAAUAAAAGUUCUGCGAUUCUGCAAA
Molecule: messenger RNA, 4047 nt
Organism: Harpegnathos saltator (Jerdon's jumping ant)
Lineage: Eukaryota; Metazoa; Arthropoda; Insecta; Hymenoptera; Formicidae
Product: band 7 protein AGAP004871
Exons: 9
Coding region: 368-1186 (272 amino acids)
Cellular component (GO): plasma membrane
Source: RefSeq, a predicted model, not a curated record